Molecule: messenger RNA, 1140 nt
Organism: Knipowitschia caucasica
Lineage: Eukaryota; Metazoa; Chordata; Actinopteri; Gobiiformes; Gobiidae
Source: the annotation of a GenBank genome assembly
AUGGCGGCCGCGACUGUGGCGGGGCUCGACCUGCUCACCAUGGACCAGAGGAAGUUUGACUACUUCUCCUCCAUCAACCCCAUGGCCAAGAAGAUCAUGCAGGAGCGGGAGAAGAUCAAGAGCAAGCACGGGUCCACCUGGGACACCAUGAGUCCGGAAGAGCAGGACACCGCCAUCGACAACUGGAUGAUCGACCCUCACAUCAGAGCCAGAUACGCCAUGCACCGGGUGGAGCGGGAGGAGGUGGUGUGUUACCCCAAACUGCUCCUCCAGACGGGACAGAAGAUUGUCCACUUCGGGGAGGAGGAUAUCACUUGGCAAGAUGAGCAUUCUGCUCCCUUCUCAUGGGAAACAAGGAGCCAGUUGGACUUUAGCUUGGCUCCUGGUUCUACAGAACAGGUCAUAUGUUCCUCCCAAGCAGAUACAAAAGCUUUAAAAGGACAGCCCAACAAAACAACUACAGCAAAUAAGGUUAGUGCCUCUGAAAGCAGAAGAUCAGAGGAGGAGUCGUCCUUCUGGAAGAUCAGUGCAGAAAGGUCCAGGUUGGAAGGGGAAAAGGCUAAUUUCCAAUCUCUCACGCCGAGUCAAAUCAAAUCUUUGGAGAAGGGAGAGAAACCACUUCCUUCCUACUUACGACAGGAGACGUCUGUGAUGAAGGAGCUCGAGCCGGUGGCAGAACACCUCCCUCCUCCUCUAGCCCCCACCAAACCCGUCAAACAGCGGGCCCCGAAACCUCCCGCUCCUCAGCCUCCUGUGGCCGUCAGUCCCAUGCCCGCCUCCAUCUCCAUCUCCACCAAGCCCAGCCCCGCGCCCAUCUCCACCAAACCCAGCCCCGCCCCCAUCUCCAUCUCCACCAGCCCCAUGCCCAUCUCCAUCUCCACCAAACCUGCGCCUCCAAUCACCGUCUCCUCCUCGGUGGGGGGGUGGGAGAGGUCUCAGAGCACCCUGCCCUCGGUCAGCAACACUUCAGAUGAGGUGUUUUCCUCCAGCAUCAUGUCCAAACCUCCACCCGCCUCCAACGCCGCAGAGAAGCACAAACCGGAGGAGCCUGUGGCAGAGGAUGGGAGUCCGACAUUCUCUCAGUUCAACACCAGCAGCUCCAUCCUGAAGACUGGAUUCGACUUCCUUGACAACUGGUAA